Messenger RNA from Saccoglossus kowalevskii, 1172 nucleotides. RefSeq names its product pseudouridylate synthase RPUSD1-like. NCBI's taxonomy places the organism in Eukaryota, Metazoa, Hemichordata, Enteropneusta, Harrimaniidae. The record is from RefSeq and is a predicted model, not a curated record. Gene Ontology annotation, biological process: enzyme-directed rRNA pseudouridine synthesis. Gene Ontology annotation, molecular function: RNA binding; pseudouridine synthase activity.
AUGGCUGAGCCAUUUCCACCAACCAAAUCUCAGGAUGCCCAUGCUAUCCUCCAAUCAGAUUUUAGGAUGCCCAUGCUAUCCACCAAUCAGAUUUCAAGAUGCCCAUGCUAUCCACCAAUCAGAUCUCAGGAUGCCCAUACUACUGUGAGAGGACACGUACAAGGCGAUGUAAUAACGAUACAAGCUCCAAUAGCAAACAAUCUUGAUGAAGGCUAUCAACAUAUGAUGUGUGUUCCCGAUGAAAUGUCCAAGAAUUACGAUGGAAUUAAACCUGCCAAAACUGAGAUGCAAGUGGUUGAGAGAGGUUACUAUGAUGAUGAGCCCGCUACCAAAGUAUUAUUAACUCCUCAUACAGGACGAAGACAUCAACUUCGAGUGCACUGCUCCCAUAUUGGUCAUACCAUUGUUGGUGACUAUACGUACAGUUUACGCAAGGACACCAAACCAUACAGAAUGAUGUUACAUGCAUACAGACUUGUUAUCCCAAUUCCUGAUUGUCAUCUUGAUGUAGUGGCACCAGAUACCUUCUUAACUGAAAUUGAUGUCAAAUGGAAACCAACUGAGAAAAUCUUGUCCAUGACUGCCAUCCAGUGACCAACUGUUAAUUCCUUUUCUGCUUGAAACAUUUGUUCAGUCAACAAUUUUAAAACAUAUAUAUAUAUCUGUAUAUAAUAUAGAUCUUUGGUGCCUGUCACCAUACCGGUAUAUGAAUAUGACCUUUAUCAAUUCAUUUUUGACCCUGUUCAUUACCAAUAUAAUAAUUUAAUGAUCUCACUGCAACCAUCGCCAUUCACUGCCUAUUAAUAUAUUUUGACUAAAUAGCCAACAGGAAAUUUGAAUAUUAUAGUUGUGUUUGGUCUGUAUUUUUAUAGAGAAUUGAAUGUUUAAUGAUGAGUUAUUAUAUUAUAUUGGUUACAAAUACAAUAAAAUUGUUAUAAAGUGAGAUCUUCUUUACCCAGUUUAGAAAUUGUCUGAAAUACAUGAAUGUCCAUGAUUAUUACCGGUAGUAAGCGUCCAUUCAUCCAUAUGUAUCCAGCAUAAUCUCACUAAUGCUUGGACCUAACAAGUUCAAACUUCUCACGUACAUCAGACAUUAUAGAGAGUAUUUUCGCAAGCUAUAAUCAAUUGUUUUUAUUUUCGUAAUAAUGUAAUUUACAUAAAUAUAAAGUAGA